AUGUUGCAAACUUUCAGUAGCAUCCGAACAAGUGUACAACAUUUGUAUGAUAAUAGUAAUACUGUCAAACAUUUAAAAAGAACAUGUGUUGCUGAUUCACGUCCAAUUCAAUCCGUUUCCUACGAUGUCAAAUCCAAGCUGAUAAAUCUGUGCAUGGACAUGAUGAAUCUAGCAUCUGCAAUUGAACAUGGUUCUGGUAGGAAAUCUUUGUCAGAGUCCCUGGUUCAAGAUUCUAAUUUCCCACAUACCAAUCUCUCUUCCCUUCCCAAGCAAUUCGAGCUCGACAAAGAAUACAAUACAGAUGUCAAGAUUGACAAGAACUCUGAUCAAGGUUCUUUCCCUCAGGCAGCAGAUCAGAGAAGAAAUGAAGUUGAUUAUGGUAAUCAUGGAGCGAAGAUGAAUGUGGAGGAAAAACAGUUAUUACUAUCUGAAAUUUUAAAUCAGCAAAACCAAGGAUUUGAAAACAUCAGACUAGAAGGCGAUGAUGCUUUGUUUCUUGAUAGCAAUAAAUUUGGAUCUCUGUCUACUUCAACUUUGUACCAUUACUAUGAAAGUAAAAUGGCGGCUCUGAUAAGGAAAAAUGGAAUUCUAGAGGGACAACUAGCAGCUUCCCUCGCAAACAAAGAAGCCGCAGAGAAAAGCUUAGCAUCUGCUAUUAAAAGCCGGAACGAAAUGGAGACAAAACUAGGCGAGGCACUGAAGGAGAUGGAAUCACUGAGAGAAAAGCUGGGGGGUUUAGAGUUAGCACAAGAAGAGGCUAACAACCUAUCAAGCAUGGUCCAUUCGGAUAAUGUAUGGCUCGAACACGAUGUGGCCUUCCUCAAGGCUGUUUUAGAUGAUACACAAAAGGAGCUGCACUCAACCAGAGGUGUGAUUGCUGGAGAGAGAGCCAGGGCAUUCCAACUACAGUAUGAAGUAUUUCAUCUCAAACAGAGAUUGCAAUCAGUGGAGAAUCGAGAACCUACUCCAAGGAAACCUUUUCAUCUGCAGUGA
Messenger RNA from Arachis stenosperma, 993 nucleotides. RefSeq lists its product as uncharacterized. Lineage: Eukaryota; Viridiplantae; Streptophyta; Magnoliopsida; Fabales; Fabaceae. The transcript has 5 exons. The coding region runs from base 1 to 993 and encodes 330 amino acids. The record is from RefSeq and is a predicted model, not a curated record.